GUGGCGACCCUCGAGAACAAUCUUGCCAGUGACUCUCUCGCAGUAGCCAAAACGAAAGCAGAGUCCACCAAAAUGCAUGAGACACUGAAGAAGCUGGAAGAGGACAUACUCCAGCGAAACGAUCUGGUUAAUAAAUUGGAAACGGAAAUACAUCACUCUAAUAUUGCUGUCCAACGUCAGCAGGCAAAGAUUGAUACGCUGAACAAGAAGCUGGAGCAACUGGUUCGUGAUAGGGGGGGUGUCGAAUUGGGACCACUGGAGAUCAUGCUAAAUCAUUUGACUAAAGGCAUCGCUGCGAAGAAUGAUGAGAUCGGUUCGUUGGAACAACAAUGGCUCAAGGAGCAGACUGAUCUGGUGAAGCAUCAAGAAAAUAAGUUAGCUGAGGAGGACUUUGUGCGUGCUCUGAGGGAAAAGGAACAGGAGACGGUGGAAAUGCAGUCAAAACUGGACGCCGUGAUUAAGGAGAAGGAAGAACUGCUAAGCGAACUCAUCGAAACAGAGUAA
Messenger RNA from Dibothriocephalus latus, 504 nucleotides. Lineage: Eukaryota; Metazoa; Platyhelminthes; Cestoda; Diphyllobothriidea; Diphyllobothriidae. The record is from the annotation of a GenBank genome assembly.